This is a messenger RNA of Eptesicus fuscus (big brown bat), 5579 nucleotides long. RefSeq names its product activating transcription factor 6 (gene ATF6). Bases 457 to 2433 code for a protein of 658 amino acids. Gene Ontology annotation, molecular function: RNA polymerase II cis-regulatory region sequence-specific DNA binding; DNA-binding transcription factor activity, RNA polymerase II-specific. Gene Ontology annotation, cellular component: nucleus. The record is from RefSeq and is a predicted model, not a curated record. Gene Ontology annotation, biological process: regulation of transcription by RNA polymerase II; endoplasmic reticulum unfolded protein response. NCBI's taxonomy places the organism in Eukaryota, Metazoa, Chordata, Mammalia, Chiroptera, Vespertilionidae. The transcript is spliced from 17 exons.
GGGCGUGGGGAGCCGGCGCUCGGCGCGGGGAGACGUGUCCUUAGGGGGCGUCGCGAACGCCCGCGGAAGGCGCGGGGACACGAGUCCGGUGUGCGCACGGCGGUGGUCUGUAGGCGGUGGCCGGACCUGGUCACCACGGCAGCGGCUUUGCUCCUCAGCUGGAGCGCCGUCGGUACCUGACUUCACGGACGCACGAUUUCCCUCUUUUCCCUCUUCAAGCCGCGGACGGGAGGUGCGGCCGGCGCGGACGGGAGCUGUCAGAUCGCCUCGGCCCAGGACGUCAGUCCGCUUCGUGCGGGACCCGCGCGCAGUGAGGCAGUUUGUCCGCGUUCGGCCACCGUCGCCCAGGCGCUGCGCUCGUCCGUCCGCCCGCCUCCGCCAUCCCGCCCCCGCGUGGGCUGCCGAGUCCCAGGGCUCGGAGCGUGUGCCUGGGGCGCGGGCGGCGUUGCCGGAACGAUGGCCUCGCCCUUUAGCCCGGGGCUCCCUCCGAGGCCGGACGAGGAUUGGGGUUCUGCUUUGUUUGCUGAACUUGGUUAUUUCACAGACUCCGAAGACCUGCACUUGGGGGCAGCAAAUGAAGCUCCGGAAAACAGUUUUGAUAACCUUGAUUUUGAUUUGGAUUUGAUGGCGUGGGAGACAGGCAUUUGGGACAUCAACAACCAGUUCUGUACAGUUAAAGAUCUUGAGGCAGAACCUCGGCUGCUUUCUCCGGCCUCCUCCAGCGGCGCGGUGCCGUCUCCGCAGUCAGUGGACUCCUGCUCCUCAACUCAGCAUGUCCCCGAGGAGCUGGAUUUAUCUUCCGCCUCCCAGAUGUCUCCCCUUUCCCUCUAUGGAGAAGGUGCCAAUGGUCCCUGCUCAGCGGAGCCACCGAAAGACGACCAGCCCCUCACGGGUCCCAGGAGCAAACCCGAAAAUGGACUGACUCCAAAGAAAAAACUUCAGAUGAAUUCAAAACCUUCAAUUCAGCCCAAGCCCUUAUUGCUUCCAGCAGCACCCAAGACUCAAACAAACGCCUGCGUUCCUGCGAAAGCCAUCAUUAUUCAGGCGCUGCCCACGCUGGUGCCAGUGGCCAAGCAUCAGCCGGUUAUCAGGAUCCACCCCGCACCCACGGAAGGUCAGACCGUGGUGCUGUCUCAGCCUGCCCUGGUACAGCUGCAGGCGCCCGGGGUCCUGCCCUCUCCCCAGCCCGUCCUGGCGGUCAGCGGGGGAGCUGCACCGCUCCCUAAUCACGUGGUCAGUGUGGUACCGGCCCCUGUGGCCAGUAGCCCAGUAAAUGGAAAACUUUCUGUGGCUAAACCUGCCCUGCAGAGUACUGUGAGAAGUGUGGGUUCAGAUAUUGCUGUGCUGAGGAGACAGCAGCGGAUGAUCAAGAACCGGGAGUCGGCCUGCCAGUCCCGCAAGAAGAAGAAGGAGUACAUGCUGGGGCUGGAGGCGCGGCUGAAGGCGGCGCUGUCCGAGAACGAGAAGCUGAGGAAGGAGAACGGCUCACUGAAGCGGCAGCUGGACCAAGUGGUGUCAGAGAACCAAAGGCUGAAGGUCCCUAGUCCGAAGCGAAGAGCCAUCUGUGUGCUGGUGCUGUUGGCGUUUGUCUUCCUGAACUACGGACCCAUCAGCAUGUUGGAGCAGGAUUCCAGGAGAACAAAUCCUAGUGUGCACCCUGCAAAUCAAAGGAGGCAUCUUCUCGGAUUUUCCGCUCAGGAGGUGCAAGACCCACCCGACAGCGUCUUCCGGAAAGACAGCCACAGCUACGACCAUUCUGUCUCCAACGACAAAGCCCUGAUGGUGCUGAGUGAGGAGCCAGUGCUGUAUCUCCCACCCCCUCCGUGUCAGCCGCUCAUCAAUACCACAGAGUCCCUCAGGUUAAAUCAUGAACUUCGAGGCUGGGUUCACAGACACGAGGUGGAAAGGACCAAGUCGAGAAGAAUGACGAACACUCAGCAGAAAACACGCAUUCUUCAGGGCGCUCUGGGCCAGGGCUCCGGCUCUCAGCUCGUGGCUGUCCAGUACACAGAGACCACCAGCAUCAGCAGGCCCCCGGGGAGGGAGCUCCAAGUGUACUACGCUUCCCCCCGAAGUUACCAAGACUUCUUUGACGCCAUCCACAGGCGGGGAGACACGUUUUAUGUCGUGUCGUUUCGAAGGGAUCACCUGCUGCUACCAGCGACCACCCAUAACAAGACCACCAGACCAAAGAUGUCCAUUGUAUUGCCGGCAAUAAACAUCAACGAGAACGUGAUCAACGGGCAGGACUAUGAGGUGAUGAUGCAGAUCGACUGUCAGGUGAUGGACACCAGGGUCCUCCACAUCAAAAGCUCCUCGGUGCCGCCUCCGCUCCGAGCCCAGCAGCAGAACCAGACCGGCUCCCUCAGCUCCCCGCCCGCAGCCGCCGAGGCCGCCCGCGUGCUCAGCGCCCUCCCGGGCUCCCUGCAGUAGCGCCCGCAGCCCCGCAGCCCGGGAGCCGGGGAGCCGGGGAGCCUGGCUGCAGGGCGGGUGCUUCCGUCCGAGAGCUCCUGCUGACGGACUUGGGGACAGAAGAGGAGCUGCCCUCUCCCGGGAGAGCCGGAUGCAGCCCCGGGCGCCUCUGGCCGCGUGGCCCUGUCCCCAGUGUUGCCUCAAGUACAGUCUCCGCACCCUGAGAGCUGCGCUGCCCUGUGUGUGUGUGUGUGUGUGUGUGUGUGUGUGUGUGUGUGUGCGCGCGCGCGCGCGCGGUGCCUUCGCAGUCAGCCCCGCGCCGCCCCCUGGGCCCAGUCCGCGGCCGCCAGCCUGCCCUGCGCGCCCACGGCCACGCGCGCCUCGUGCGUUCGGUGCACCCACUGGCGCGGCGUGUGGGCCCGGGAGAGGGGGGAGCCCCGGGGUUCGUCCGCACAUCCCCGCGUCCACACCUCCCGCACGCAGGCCCAGCGGGCGCCGGAGGGACAGAGACCGGCCCAGGGGCGCUCAGACACCCACACCCGAGGGCGGAGCACGGCUCCAGGCCACGGAGCGUGGUGGCCGUGACGGUCUCCCCGCUGACCUGGCGCGGAGCCCGCCCGCCGGGGCGCUCUGCCCGUGGGGCCGAGAGCUUCGCUGCUUGAGAGGCCGCGGGCAUUUCACUCCGAGCCCGGAGCGCACAGAGGGCUUGGGCCCUGCCCGCGUCCUAGGAGAGGACGGCCAUGCUCCCUCCUCCAGAGAACAGACAGGCAGGGCGCCUCCUGCCGCCGCCCCCACACUCUCCCCUCCCUUCCCCACCAUCAGUGCCCCCCUUAAGAGAGGGAGGGAAGAUUCAGAGUCUGCGGGCACCCAGCAGCAGGGCUCUGCCUGCGGGAAUUGGCGUUUUGAAGCUCCCCGCCCCCCGUGGGUGCCCGGGUUAGCCCUGCGCGGGGAGGGCUCUGCUGCUCCUAGAAGCUGGUGUGUGACAUGCAGGGGUCCCCGUGCCCUUUCCCGGUGCUGACCCCUGGUCUGUGUGCACCCUCCGACCUGGCGUCCUGGCUGUGCCACAGGGUCGUUCCCCCCGGGUGCACCGACUUCUUGGGGUGCCGCACCAGGCCCUGCUCCUCGUCCUCUGUCAUGUGAGUGAGCUGGACAAGAGCUGUGACCGUGUUGGUGUGGACACAGUAUGGGCGGUCUUCGGGCUCCCUCCUCUCUGCACUGAGCCUCCCCCCUCCCCUCCCCCCCUCCCCGCAGCUCUGCCCAUGCCCAGCUGUCCGUCCAUGCCAGCCCUAGGUGCUUGGGCCCUGCUCCCCCACCCAGGACAGCAUCACGUCCGCAGCGGGCAGCACCUCCUCGCGUGGGGGUCGGGGCGUCAGAACGAGGGGCCGGUGGGGCAGAGGGCUGCGCGCUGCCCCCAGUCGCCAUGGCUGGGAGCCCUUCUCCCGGGCAGCCGGGAGUUCUGGGGGUGCGUCUGUAUAUAAUGGUUUAAUUUAUUACGUUCUUAGUGGAGCUGGCGUGCUUGUGAGGAGCGGGGUUGUGCUCUGGGAGGAGGCAGGUCGGCUGGGCCCUCUGGGUGCCCGCGCCGCGGAGGGGGGCGGCCGGGCGGCCGCUGGAGACGCACCAGCCCCAGGUGCGCUGCCUGCGGAGUCGGGGUCACAGGUCAGUGAGGCAAGCUCGGCCUCCGGAGCCGAGGGGGGCCCUGCGGCUGCGGCUCGGUCUCCACGCCCGGGCGUCCGCCAAGCAUCUGUCACUCGCCGCGCUGGUGGCUCAACCUGUCCGCUCAUGGGGGGCUCGGGCGCACAGGCAAACAGCACCCUCUGGUCUUGGCCACGCGCACAGGCUCCCACCUGGAGCGGCGCGAGGAGGCAGGGAGGUGUGUGAAGGCAGCGAAGGGGUCCCGUCCCUCCGGGGUCAGAGCAGCGCUCCUCAGGAGCAGGCAGAGGACUGGGGUCCCGGUCCUGUUCAAAGAGAUGCGGUCCGCCUGCGCUCCAGCGGCUCUGCCCGCCCAGCCUGGUGUGGGGGUGACAGCCGCGCACGCUCUGACCCGGCUCCCCCCAAGCUCCCGGGGAAAGCCAGGCAGGAGGACUGCAGGGCCCAGCUGGCCCUCACAUUGAGUCUAACACAGGGAAGUGUGCGGCGGCCUCCGCCUCCCGGCUCCUGCAAUAACACUGCCGGGCCAGGGGGACCCCGGCCCCGGACUGCCCCCUCCUACCCGGCAGCAGGUUCGGAGGGACUGGCUUUGAGGUGACCUUUCGUUCGGCUGUUUCACACGCAUUAGCCUGCAGAGGAGUCCCUGAGGCCUCCAGGCGGAGACGCUUGUCCCCCUCGUGGGCCGGACACUUUUGUCAGUAAUGAGUCCUUUUAUCUUAAAACAAGAACCAGCCUAAGAGAAAGACCAUGGGAUGUGAGACAUUUUCAUUCCUGCCCCAGUACAUGGGGUGGGCAUUUCCGGCCCCUCCCCCAGCUGUGUGAUUGUUUUUUAAUUUGCUCGGAAGCAGAAUACUGACUCGUGUGCUGCUGACUGACAUCGUCAGGGACGCUCCCAGCAGGUUCGCUCUGGGUGAGACCAGGACUCCGGCAGCGGCGGCGUGCUGUCCGAGUCCUCGGGGGCGGCUGUCGGGAGUUAGGACGAGGCGAGUGAGAAGAGCCCCCGACAGGCCGCGGCCGGUGGGACCUGCCAGCCCCGCCAGGCGCUGGCCGCUCCGCGCGUGGUUGCUGUGAGCAUUAGGGAGCCAGCACCUCGAGAGUCACAGUCGUUUGCCAAGGUCACAAGCUGCCCGUUUUGCACGUGUCCCUGAAGUUGGCGGCCAUGAGCUCAACCAGGGGCUUGGCCUGUCCCGCUGUGAAAUCCGACAGGCGCACCCGGGACGUUUGGCUGGCAGGAGCCCCGGCUGGCAGGUGGGUCACCAGCACGGGAGACGCCCGGCACCUCGGGGGGUUCCUGCUCGCAUCACGCCGCCCGGGGCGCCAGGCGAGGAGGGGAGGCCUGAGGAGGAUGGGCCCUGCGGUCGGUGCGGUCAGAAGUGGGUGAGGGCGAGCGGCGUGCGGCUCCCUUGCAGCGUGUUGGUUUGCGGCACGAGAAGGAGACGGUGACACCGCCUGCGUGACUCGGGCAUCCUACAGGGCAACACUCACCUGUGUCUGAAACGCAAAUAAAGUUUUUAAACUUG